This is a messenger RNA of Impatiens glandulifera, 771 nucleotides long. Its product is annotated as membrane steroid-binding protein 2-like. Lineage: Eukaryota; Viridiplantae; Streptophyta; Magnoliopsida; Ericales; Balsaminaceae. The record is from RefSeq and is a predicted model, not a curated record. Bases 61 to 621 code for a protein of 186 amino acids. The transcript is spliced from 2 exons. Gene Ontology annotation, cellular component: endomembrane system; membrane.
UAUCGAAGUGAAAGAAGAAGAAGAAGAAGCGGAGAAUUCAAUUCAGACUGUAAGAAGUCAAUGGGGUUGUAUUCGACUUUGACCGAUUUCAUCGGCGCGUACACCGGUCUAUCUCCGGCGGCAUUCUUCACGAUAUUAGCCAUAAUGUUUGUUGCUUACAAGGUUGUUUGCGGAAUGUUCGUGGCGGCAACCGAUUACUCCGCCGUCCAGCGUGAGAACGCCUACGCUCUUCGCGAUCCCGUUCAAAUGGGUGACGUUACCGAGGAGGAACUCCGAUCAUACGAUGGAUCUGAUUCUCAGAAGCCUUUGCUUAUGGCUAUCAAAGGCCAGAUUUUCGAUGUAUCUCGUUCUAGGAUGUUUUAUGGACCUGGUGGACCAUAUGCUUUAUUUGCAGGCAGGGAUGCAAGCAGAGCCCUAGCUCUCAUGUCGUUCGAUGAAAAAGACCUAACUGGAAACAUUGAGGGUCUCGGUGAAUCUGAGCUCGAGGUCUUACUGGACUGGGAAUUGAAAUUCAAAGAGAAAUAUGUUCAAGUUGGGCAGCUUGUUGGAGAGAAGAAGAAUGAAGAUGAGAAAACCGAAAACAAAGGUAAUAAUAUUGACAAUUCCAGUAUUGAAUCUUGAAGAUGUUAUCUAUGCAUAACUGUAAUAUCAGUAAAAACUUAUUUCCCACUCAAGGUAGCAUCUUAGUAUUUUGUUGUUGAUUUAAGAAACUUGAUAUGUGAUUGUUUAGGGUGAUCUAAUUGAUAUGGAUGACAAUGAGUUUAUAUUUGG